CUGCAAACUGGAGUUGAUAUUCAACGUCCCAUGAGCGACGACAGCAGCAGCAACCAAGUCGGAUUCAGAUCACGAGUCAGCAGCAAUUGUGAACGGGAGGAAGUGGAGCGAUCUUUACGAUCGUCCGCUCCUGGUUGAGAAUGUGUUCCAUAUUUCGCAAUCGCAUCAAUUAUCGGGGCACAGGAACGCGCACUGCUACCUCCAAUGGCAGUGGAGGAGGCGCAGGUGGCGGUGGAGGAGGUGGAGGCAGCAACAGCAGCAGCUCAGAUCCCAUUGGCGAACGGGAGAGUCUCCUGGCCAAGGAACUGAAUGCGGACAGCAAUAACAAUGCGGCGGAUGAGACAAUCGAGCCGGAAAUGGAGAUGGAGCUGCAGCUGGAGAAGGAGAAGGAGAAGCAAUCGGAGACAUCACUGCCCAGCUCCGAUCAGCCAGAGAAUAGCAAUGAGGCAUUGGAUCUCUCGGUCAUCUCGGGCAAUCGGUUGCCCAACAGUGGGCAUGUGGCACUAGAAGCUUUACAACAUACCAAAGUGGCGGUGGCUCAGUUUGCGGCCACGGCGCUGGCGGCGGCAUCCACAGAUCCCAGUGAUCUGGCCAUGGUGCAGUCGACCAUCUUCAAUGUGCAGCGACAGCAUCUGAUGCAGCUGCAGCUCAUCCAGCAUCUACAGAGUCAAUUGAAGCGAGCGGGGGGAGUGGUCGCCGCCCUCAGCCGGCAGGGUCAAAACUAUGCCGAGCAGGAUGACGAUGAAGCGGGAGAGGAGGCCGAAGAUGUGGAGGAGUUGGAAGAGGAGCAGCAACUGUCGAUGCCAUCCAAAGAGCCGUCGCGAGUGAACGGUGAGCGAACCGAAUUGGAUCAUGCAAGGCUGGAGGAGAGUUCAAAGACUGAUGACGAGUGCAAUAGGCUGGGCGAGAGACCAAGGCGCGCCUUGGCCAGGGAAAGAUCGCGGGAGACGACGAAGACAGAGGCGGAGGCGGAGGCUGAAGCCGAAGGCGAACACGAGCUGGCCGAGAGCGAGUACAAGCCACUGAUGUGCGACAUUAGCUCCAGUCUGGCGUCCAGCAUCAUCACCAAUCAUGAUCCGCCGCCGGCGCCCAAUGAGCCCAACUGUCUCGAGAUGCUCCAGCGUCGCACCGAGGAGGUGCUGGACUCUGCAUCGCAGAGUCUGCACGCCGCUCAGAUGCAGGAGGAGUACUCGGAAUAUGCCACCAAGGAGGCGCAGAGUCGCGGCGAGAUCUUCAAGCAUCGCUGCAAAUAUUGUGGCAAAAUCUUCGGCAGCUAUUCGGCCCUGCAAAUCCAUUUGCGUUCGCACACAGGCGAACGACCCUUCCACUGUAAUGUUUGCGGCAGCAAGUUCACCACCAAGGGCAAUCUCAAGGUGCACUAUCAGCGGCACACGCAGAUCUUUCCGCCCAUGCUGAUGCCACCCGUGGUCAACGGGGUCAGUGCACCCGAGCAGUUUGCUGCCAUUCGGCUGCCGUUUGUGACACCACCAGUGGUGGCAGCAGCAGCAGCAGCACCACCACCACCACUGGCAGCACCACUACCACCACCACCACCCCCACCCCCGCCGCCAAGCAACGAACAGUCAGCGCUGGAGCAGCUACAGGAACCGACAGCUCUGGGACGACUGCAGCAGGCCGAGGAUCUAAGUAAGCCACCAGCCACCAGAGAGUUAUCGCAGUCACCCGAGCAAGUCACGCAACCAGCUCCGUGUACCAAGUCGCUUAUCGAGCCUCCUGCGCUGGUGUCGCCCGAGAAACAGGACCAGGACAAGAUGAAGGACAGUCCCAAGCCAACGACACCGCCAACGCCACCCGCUCCCUCGCCAACAACACCAACAACUCCAGCAGCAAGCAAUCGUCGCAAUGGUAGUGUCCGCAAGCGACAGACAAGCCAGGCGGGUAGUCCGCCUGGCGAGGAGCAUCCUCAUGCCGAGCAUCACUCGCACCUGGUCAAGUUGGUGCGCCGCUCGUCGGCGAGCCGGGAUGGGAUGACAGCGAUGCCUGGCGGUGGUUUGCCUGGCGAGUAUUCGUUGGCGCAGAUGGAGCGUAUUAUUGACAAGUCGUGGGAGGAUCUCAUUGAGAUCGACAAGACGUCGGAGACAUCGAAGCUGCAGCAGCUGGUCGAUAAUAUUGAGAACAAGCUGACCGAUCCCAAUCAGUGCAUCUUCUGCCAGAAGGUGAUGUCCUGUCGCAGCUCCCUGCAGAUGCACAUACGCACCCAUACCGGGGAGCGACCCUUUCGCUGCAAGAUCUGCGGACGCGCCUUCGCCACCAAGGGCAACCUGAAGGCGCACAUGAGCAUCCACAAGAUCAAGCCACCGAUGCGCAGCCAGUUCAAGUGUCCGGUGUGCCAUCAGAAGUUCUCCAACGGCAUCAUUCUGCAGCAGCAUAUACGCAUCCAUACAAUGGACGACGGCAGCGCUGGUCAUGUUCAGCUGCAGGGGCAGGGUGGCGAUGUCGAACGCUUGGGCAUCGAGGAUCAGAACUCGAACAAAUCGAUGGGCACCUCAGACACGCUGGACUUCUCGACAACCGUCUCGGAUCAUUCGGGUCAGCGAUCGGAGUCAUCGCAGGGCGGCGACUUCGAUGAGUUCAUGACCAUGGACAGCACGGAUGAUUCACGUGACAAUUCCAGCGCACUGCUCGACAGGGAGAGGGAGCGAGAUAGACGGCUGCCAGGGCAUGAUGAUGAGCGCUCCCGGUCGGACGAUGUGGAGGGCAGCGGACGUGAAAGUGCCAGCGGUGAGAUGCCCGCCAUGGAUCUAUCAUCACCAUCGCCAUCGGCCACAUCGCUGGCACGUCUCUUUGGUGUCGGUGGCGGCGGCAACAGCGGUGCCACGUGCUCAGGCGCUGGAGUUGCUGCUGCUGCGGCUGCUGCAGCCAAUUCAGGCGGUUUGCCGAUGUUGCAUGGCAUGCCGAUGCCACCGAAUCUGCUGCUGAUGGCCGCGGCCAGGGAGGAGAUGCAUGCGCUGGGCCAGACGCAUGCCAAGUUUCCGCUGCUGCCCUUCGGACCGCUCGGAUUAAUGGGACUGCAGCCGCCCCCAAAUGUGUGCAAUCUGUGCUUCAAGAUGCUGCCCAGCCUGGCCGCCCUCGAGAGCCAUCUGCAGAGCGAACAUGCCAAAGAAGUGACGGCUCCUUCCGUUCGAGCCCACUGCAACGAUGCGUUAUCACCCUACGGUGCAAAGCUCACUCUCAAUCCAAAUCUGUUUGCCAAGAAGCCGAAGCCAUCCUCAACGCUGGAGAUGGCGCCUGCGGACCCAGUCACGCCAUUGUCGGCACCCAUUAAAGAGGAGCCCGAAUCAGAUCAGCAGCUGCAGCUACUCGAUGAGGGUGGCUGCGAUAGUGGCACCAGUAGUGGUACUUCUGCUGCUGCUCCAGCUACUGCUGGGUAUCAGCAUGAGGCUGCCGCCGAUGCGGAGCAAUCCCUAAUGAAGAUGCAGUUGCAUGCACAUCGAUUUCCAGCUGGUCCGCUGGACUUUCAGCAGGCUUUGAUGUCGGCCGGCCCGCCCAGCUCUAGCUUGGAUCCGCCGGUGAAUAACAAGCACUUUUGUCACGUCUGUCGUCGCAAUUUCAGUUCGAGUUCGGCACUGCAGAUUCAUAUGCGCACCCACACCGGAGAUAAGCCGUUUCAGUGCAAUGUGUGUCAGAAGGCCUUCACCACGAAGGGUAACCUUAAGGUGCAUUUCCGUUACUGCUCGCAGAGGCCAGUGCUCAAAACUGAUCGCCAUUUCCCUAUGCCAAUGGGCCACUCCACUGAUUUCUUGCAGGUUCACAUGGGCACGCAUAUGUGGACGAAUCCGACAUCGCGUCGCGGCCGUCGCAUGUCCCUGGAGUUGCCGAUGCGACCGGGACCUGGCCCGGGCCCAGGUGCCGCACAUGGUGUACCAACGGCUGAGCAGGAGUUCAUGCAGCGACGUCCAGAACUGUUCUUCCCAUACUUGCCACCCUUCUUCAACGGAAUGCCACCCAAACCCGGCGAAUUGAGUCCUGGCGCUUUUGCCAACAUACCUCCACCGCAUUUUGCAAAUGGAGCCAAGUAUCCAUAUCCACCGGGUCUGCUCAGCUUUCCUGGCUUUCUGGGUGGUGCCGGCGGUCAUCACCAGCAUCCCUAUGGCGGAGUGGAGCGAGGCAACAGCAAGUCACCCACAUCGGAGCCGGCACAGAGUCCUGCUUCUCGUGAGGAUGACUCGGGUCUCAGUAAUAAUAUCUGGCAUCCGCUGAGCAGCAUUAAGAUGGAGAACAAUCAAAAUGAGAGCACUGGCAAUCAGAGCGAGCAGGAACAGGAACCGGAACCGGAACAAGAGCAGGAUCAGGAGGAUAAUAAGAGUGUAGGCAUCGAUGCGGAUGGCGAGCCUGAGGCGGAUGCUGAGGAUUCAGCUGAGAAGUAGUGAGAGAGAGGGGGAGAGAGGGGUAGAGAGGGAGAGAAUACACAUGGUUUUUGUGGAGUACAUAUCUUGAGCAUUACACUACGCUAAGCUUGACCUAGCACACAUAUAUACGAAUAUAUAUCCUCUGUGUCUAUAUAUAUAUACAUAUAUAUAUAUAUAUAUAUAUAUAGUAUGAGUAUGAAUAAUUGAUAGCGAUCUUGAGGCAUUUAAAUGCAUUAAGUAUAGCAAUAAGUUGUAUAAAUCGCAAAACGUAAAUGAGAACGAGAAUGAGAACAAAUAAGACCGAAUCGGCAGCACUCACACAAUUAACUAAUUUUAUGGCUACACAUAAUACAUACUUAACAAAUAAUUAUAAUAAUAAUAAUAAUAAUAAUAAUAAUAAUAAUAAUAAAGUAGAUACACGUAAUGUAAACUGUGGUAGUUGCAUAUAAAAAGCGAAACCCAAAUCGAAAAUCGAAUGAUCAAAAAUAAAAACCA
Drosophila grimshawi is the source of this 4865-nucleotide messenger RNA. RefSeq names its product homeotic protein spalt-major (gene salr). Gene Ontology annotation, biological process: regulation of transcription by RNA polymerase II. Gene Ontology annotation, molecular function: DNA-binding transcription factor activity, RNA polymerase II-specific; RNA polymerase II cis-regulatory region sequence-specific DNA binding. The record is from RefSeq and is a predicted model, not a curated record. Gene Ontology annotation, cellular component: nucleus. The coding region runs from base 141 to 4388 and encodes 1415 amino acids. NCBI's taxonomy places the organism in Eukaryota, Metazoa, Arthropoda, Insecta, Diptera, Drosophilidae. The transcript is spliced from 6 exons.